AUGUCAAGUAAUGAACACUGGAAUCAAAUAUGUAACAAAUCAUCGACUUAUUUUGAAGAGUGUUCAAUAAAUUUUGCUAAUAAUCUAUUAAAUAUAGAUAUUAAUUAUUUUAAUAUCUAUGAUAAAACAAAUCAAGAAGACAAUGAGAAAAUAUCAUUAUCAAAUAAGAUAGAUGAAUAUUCAUUACAGACAUCAAUGACAAAUAACUCAUCAGCAGAAUCUAUUCCAUUGAAUCUUAUUUGUGGUGUUUGUGGUGCACCAGCACAUGGUUAUAAUUUUGAUCAAAUUACUUGUGAAUCAUGUAGAGCAUUUUUUUCGUCGAAAUGCAUUAAAAAAUAUGGUAACGACUUACUUAUAUUCAGAAAUAUUAAUUAUAUUAAUCAAUAA
Messenger RNA from Rotaria sordida, 387 nucleotides. NCBI's taxonomy places the organism in Eukaryota, Metazoa, Rotifera, Eurotatoria, Philodinida, Philodinidae. The record is from the annotation of a GenBank genome assembly.